GAGGGAUGGGUGCAGUACUUUGGUCAUCCAAGAUGCUUGCGCUUGGAUCCUGCAGGAGCCUUCAGGAGUGCAGCUGUAGAAGAGUGGUGCGACAAACAUUCCAUUUUUCUUGACAUCAUUCCAGGCGAGGCACAUUGGAAAGUGGGUGUGGUAGAAAAUGCAGUGCGGGGAGCAAAGGAGGUCAUGACCAAGCUGUGCCAAUAUGAUCCGGACAUAUCCGCAGCAGAGGCCUUAGCAGAGGCCAUCACUACCUUCAAUCACAAGGAGAUUGUUCGUGGAUACUCACCAGCUCAGCAUGUUCUAGGCCAAGCUCCCGAUGAGACUGGGAGAUUCAUCCCAUCCAGCAAUCUACCACAUCCUGGUCUUCUUGUUGAGAACCCCAAUGGGGAAGUGGAGAGGAGUGUGAAGCAGCGUGCCGAGGCCGAAAAAGCCUUGAGUGACUGGAAUGCUGGGCAACGCCUCAUGCGAGCAAAGCAUUCGAGGCAUCGGCCGAGCUACGACUACGUUCCAGGCGAGCUGGUAUACUACUGGCGCACCCAAGAUUCGAACAAGGGACGGCGUCAACCAGGAGGCAAACACGGCCGCUUCCUAGGUCCCGCGCGCAUCCUCGCUACGGAAACCCGUCAAGGGGAGGAUGGCAAGGAGGACACCGAGAACCAGGCAGCCGGCGAAGCUCCACGCGAACGCUCACGCUCCCGUGGACGAGGAAGUUCCGAAGCAGCACCUUCUCGGGAACUCCCCAGUGCCUGGUGGAGCACUGUGGCCGAGAGACAUUGGCCAGAGCAGAAGAGUGGCUACUGGGACGACAAAGCUGCCGCAGUAGCUGUGGAGAUCGACAUGCCAGACACACAACGUGGAUGCGACCGAGCUCUUCGAGACCUGGGCGCGUACUUCAUUGGCAGCAUGAAACGGCGGGCCAUUGAGCUUUCAGAACGGAAGAUGUCCCCGGAGGAAAGGGAAUCCUUUCGUGGAGCGAAAGCUAUCGAGGUCCGUAACUUUGUUGCCUCCAAGGCGUUUGAAGUGCUACCCGAUCAUCUCAAACCGGAUCGCAGCCAAGCUAUCGGCAUGAGGUGGAUUCUCACCUGGAAGUUGCGUGAAGACGGGAGUCGGAAGGCAAAGGCCCGUGCAGUGUUAUUAGGCUACCAAGACGAAGCCUACGAGCACCGCUCUACUACCUCCCCAGUAAUGACUCGCCAGACUCGCCAACUUCUUCUCCAACUCGCAGCAUGGAAACGAUGGAAAGUCCAGAAAGGAGACGUGACUGGAGCCUUCCUCCAGUCCAGGCAGUACCCCGACCGCCUCUUCUGCAUCCCCUGCCCCGAAAUCUGCCAAGCUCUUGGCAUACCGGAGGGCAGCGUGACCAAGGUUCAGAAGGCGUGCUACGGAUUGGUGGAUGCCCCUUUGGAGUGGUAUAGGAGGCAUCAGUUGGUAAGCCGCAGCACCGUGGAGACCAUCAUCAAGGCGAACAUCCUCCUCAGCACUGCCAAGUCCAGGCAGAAACAGAAGAUGAAGAUCCACGCCUUCUCCAAGGACGACGAGCUCACCAUGGUGAUGUGGGUGGACGCAGCCAAUGCCAACCGAGUGGAUGGAGGAUCAACCCAGGGACUGUUCCUGGGAAUGACCACCAAGGCCAUGUUGAAGGGCGAGAUCACCCCCGUGACGCCGGUGAGCUGGCACUCUCAGAAGAUCGACAGAGCAUGCAGAUCUCCGGGUGCUGCCGAAGCUCAGGCGGCAGUGAAUGGAGAGGAUGGACUCUACGGAGGGAGACACCAAUGGAGUGAACUCCUCUACGGUGCGGGGGACCUCCACGCUCCCGACGAACUCGUCCUCAAGACAGGUGGCUGCGUGGUCACAGACAGCCGCAACGUCUACGACCGCCUCGUGACGGAAGUCAUGGUGAUCAAGGGUGCCGAGAAGAGGACUAGCAUUGAAUUGCUGGCCAUAAAGGAAUCGCUGGUGGAGGAUGAGAACAUGAUGUCUGCCAAGCGACGCAAAGACUUGGGCCUUGCACCGCUCGAGCACAAGGACUUUCCAAAGGGUUCCCAGGGGGUUGUUAACGAAGGUUCCACAGAGUGA
Molecule: messenger RNA, 2076 nt
Organism: Symbiodinium sp. CCMP2456
Lineage: Eukaryota; Dinophyceae; Suessiales; Symbiodiniaceae
Source: the annotation of a GenBank genome assembly